Babjeviella inositovora NRRL Y-12698 is the source of this 620-nucleotide messenger RNA. RefSeq lists its product as uncharacterized. The transcript has a single exon. Gene Ontology annotation, cellular component: mitochondrion. The record is from RefSeq and is a predicted model, not a curated record. The coding region runs from base 54 to 473 and encodes 139 amino acids. Lineage: Eukaryota; Fungi; Ascomycota; Pichiomycetes; Serinales.
ACGUACGGUAUAGAAAGCCGCUAGUCUACAAAGGAAACACAGAUCAUGGCAACAUGAUAUCCACCAAAGAAAUGCUCAGCGAGUUUCUUGGCACUGACCUGUCGCCUUCUCGAUUCAACCCUGGCACCCCAACUGUUAUUGCUGGCGUGACGGUUCCCGCGAAACCCAUCGAACCAACUAACUGCUGCCAGAGUGGAUGUAUUAACUGCGUCUGGGAGAUUUUCAACGACGAUGUCAUGGAAUGGCAAACUGCACGAGAAAAGGCCGUCGCGGCGUUGGAAGCGAAGGGCGGGACCUGGCCCGAGGGGAUUGAGCCGCCAAGCUCGUUAAAGCCGCAGAACAUGUCAAACACAAUGCAUCAGGAGUCGAAGAAGUUCGGUCCUAAAUUGCAGAAGAAACCAGUCGUUCCUGUUGGAAUGCUGGAGUUUGCAGCCAUGGAAAAGAGGAUAAAGAAACGACAGCAGGAACGGUAGGCGUAAGAACGUUCCAGCCACUUGAAGCGCUUCAAUGGCGUUCUAAACAUAGUCUAGUAGUACUAAAGACGCUAUAGAGUCGUUAGAUCGGCGUCAAAGAAGAUAUAGAGUCAUUAUCAACACAAACAGCAUUUUACAAACCAGCUA